This is a messenger RNA of Cordyceps fumosorosea ARSEF 2679, 1302 nucleotides long. Its product is annotated as serum paraoxonase/arylesterase family protein. The record is from RefSeq and is a predicted model, not a curated record. The transcript has 2 exons. NCBI's taxonomy places the organism in Eukaryota, Fungi, Ascomycota, Sordariomycetes, Hypocreales, Cordycipitaceae. The coding region runs from base 1 to 1302 and encodes 433 amino acids.
AUGGCAGGAAGCAGAUUAUUCUUGGCGCCGCUUGUUGCAGUUGUGGUCGCCGUUUUUGCUGGCUAUAUUAAUUUCGGAAGCAUCUAUCGCACUUUGCACAUCACCGGGGUCUUGCGCAAGGAUGAGUGCACCAUCGCGACCGAGAAGCUAGAAGCCAUCCACAUUCAGGGCACGCCGCACUGCGAAGACCUCCAUCAUCAUGUAGCCAGCGGGUUACUUUUCACCGCCUGCGAGGGCUCUGUGGAAGCUAGACACUCCUGGUUUCCGCCCCUAACAAUCUUUGACGAUGCUAGCAAGGUCGUGGAAGCUCCAGGCGCCAUUACAGUCAUUGAUCCCCAGAGUAUGAAAGCAAAACGCCUCCAAUUCCAGGGAUUCUCUGGCCCGUUCGUUACACACGGCAUCGACGUUAUUGACGAUCCGGCCGCAGCGCCCGGCGCAGCCGUUUUUGUCUUCGCCGUCAACCAUCGGCCAAAUGCGGCCCAAGAUCCGCUGGCACCAAAAGCUGAUUCAGUGAUUGAGCUGUUUCGCCAUGUCAUCGGAACGAGUACUGCUCGGCAUAUCCGCACGAUCAAGCACGACUUGGUACAAAUGCCCAAUGACAUCUUGGCCUUGUCUCCCACUUCUUUCCUCGUCACGAACGACCACUUCUAUCGAGAGGGUGCUAUGCGGAUCAUCGAAGAUGUAUACUCCGGUGCCGUUUGGUCAAACACCAUCUACGUCGAAUUCGAAAACGGCGCGGCCAAGCAACAUGAGACGGCUGGGGUGCAGGCCAACGUGGCUCUUACGGGUCUGCACAACAACAACGGCCUAGGCCGGGGGAGGACGCCCGAAGAAGUUGUGCUCGUCAGCGCUGCGAGCGGCGAGGUCUACUUUGGCGCGCUCGAGCGAGCCGCAGGUCAAGUCACCAUCCGCAUCAAGGAGACGUUCCAAGCAGACUCUACGUUGGAUAACCCGUUCUACCUGGUAGACCCAUACGCCAACGACACCUUUGAUGCCAGUGGCUUCGUCCUUGCAGGGCUUUCGAGGGGCAUCAAUCUUGCUCAGCACAGCAGGCUUAUCGAUGCACCAGACGGAGUCAUGGUAUGGCAUCUCCAAGAUCGCUCCUUACGCACAGCGGGGGAUGCCGAAAGUUUGUGGGAGGCCAGGCUCCUACUCCAUGACAAUGCGGAUUAUAUUAGAACCGCAAGCGCUGCUGCCCUCGUCCCCCUGGACCCCGCCAAAAACAACGGUCAGCGACGAGCCUGGCUUUUCGUUACCGGCUUCUUGUCGAAAAACAUGCUAGCCGUUAACAUCGGGUUGUAA